Molecule: messenger RNA, 1348 nt
Organism: Chenopodium quinoa (quinoa)
Lineage: Eukaryota; Viridiplantae; Streptophyta; Magnoliopsida; Caryophyllales; Amaranthaceae
Exons: 1
Coding region: 5-907 (300 amino acids)
Source: RefSeq, a predicted model, not a curated record
AGAUAUGAACAACAUCUCAUGCAAAAAAGUGGCUAACAACAAAUUAGUUUUUUUUAAAAAAAAAUUUAUUUUAAAAAUCAAAUUACCCCACCAUUUUGUUGGCAUAUUGGUAAACGAGUCCCUUUAUAAAUCUCAUCUUGAACAACACUCAAUAACACCCCUCUCUCAUAAACACCAAAAAAUUAAUAAUAUGGUUAGCCUCUCACACCCUAAAAGCCCUCUCUCUUCUAUUCACAUUUUCUCUAACAACAUGAACAAAUCAUCAUCACCUUCAUCUUCUUCAAAUUCUACCACUUCAUCUUCUCUUACAACUAUGAAGGUCAAAACCCUAAUCCACAACCUAAUUUUCUCCCACAUUUGUCGCGUUAUUCGAGCACUCUCCAAGGCCAAAUCCAUCUUCCUAGAGAUUUUCCGGGAGAAUCAACUCAUGUACUUGAAACAAACCAAGAAGAAGAACAAGUAUAGGAAGAAAAUACUAUUUGGCUCAUUUAGACUUCAUUACAAUUGGUGUUCUUCUUCGGCUCACGUAUUGCCUAUCCCUUCACCCACCAUACUAGAGGGUGUCAACACCCCUACUAGCCAUAUCUACUAUGAUUCUACGUGGAACUCGGUCUACUCCACCGACAACGAAACUCGUGAUCUUCAUAAGGAAGGUGAUGAUCAAGUUUGUAAGAGUAAUGGUAUUAAGGUACAUGAAGAGGAAGGUCAGCUCUCAAGUUAUCUUCAAUGGUUAGAAGAAAAAGGUGGUAAAAAUGAGAAGUUAAAAGAAGGGGAUCAAUUAGAAAAUGUUGAGAAUGAAAUAGAUAAACUUGCUGAUUUGUUUAUAGCAAAUUGUCAUGAGAAAUUCAGGUUGGAGAAGAUUGAAUCUUACAGAAGAUACCAAGAAUUGAUUGCUAGAACUUUGUAAAACUCUCAAAAAAAAAAAUGCAAAAUAAGAUACAAAAAAAGGUGGUGAAUUAAGAGCUUAAUUAAUUAUUAAGAAAUUUUAAUUAGUUAGUUAAUUAGCUUAGUUAGAUAUCUUAUUUUAUUUUUAUUAUUUUUUACUUUUUUUUUGUGCUAUUAGCUAUGGAAAGAAGUAGGGGAGAAAAUCAAGUAAGAUUGGGGAGUGGGUGAUUGUGAAAGUGAUUUUCUUGAAUAUAAUAGUUAGCUUAAUUAAAAAUAUUGGUAUGUAUGUCGACCUCUCUUUUUCUUUUCUUUUCUUUUUUUUUUCUUUUUAUUUUGUUUCUGCUAAAUAAUUUUAAUUUAACUGUAUGAAAAAGAAUGUACAUAUGGGGAAUUGUACAUUAAGGGAUUAUGAAGAUGAUAAUGUACUGUAUUUUGGAGAUUAUAAAAAAAUUGUAAAAUUUCA